Hyaena hyaena (striped hyena) is the source of this 3117-nucleotide messenger RNA. Its product is annotated as testis-specific serine/threonine-protein kinase 5-like. The coding region runs from base 1826 to 3007 and encodes 393 amino acids. Gene Ontology annotation, molecular function: protein serine/threonine kinase activity; ATP binding; tau-protein kinase activity. The transcript is spliced from 9 exons. The record is from RefSeq and is a predicted model, not a curated record. Gene Ontology annotation, biological process: microtubule cytoskeleton organization; intracellular signal transduction; protein phosphorylation. Gene Ontology annotation, cellular component: cytoplasm. NCBI's taxonomy places the organism in Eukaryota, Metazoa, Chordata, Mammalia, Carnivora, Hyaenidae.
CUGGACUCCUCCCGCGUUGUGUUCCCGUCCGCCUGGGGUGCUGACACCGCGAAGAUCCCUGCCGGCAGCUCCCCGCCCCGGAGAAGGCGCCGGGGACGCGGGCUCGGCGCGCCACCGUCCUCAAAGCCAGUCCCCUCGCAAACACACACCUGUCCAGGCGCACACGCCAGGUGGGCCCAGCCUGGACACACACGGGCAGUACUGUGCCCUGUUGUCUCUCACUCAGAACUGUACCUACUGAGCACGCAACAAAUACCCAGAGACCCCGGGCCGCCGGCUCCGCGAGCAGACAGUGCACGUUGUUUAGUCGGCCAACAAGAUGGGCAGGUCUCCGGGGACUCGGGGCUCUGGCGAGGGGCCGACAGAUGAUGAGCAAACAACACACCGGAAGCACUGGGAGGUGGCAGGAGGCGCGCUCAGCGCAGAAGGGAAGAAGCUGGGAGAGGGCUGCACCCCGGCCAGGGGCACUGGCACCCGCACGACCUCGGAGGCUAAAAUCGGGACGUGUUUAACAGACCCAAAAAAAUGAGCGGCCUUCCAGAAGCUCAGGAGGGAUAAGAAAAUGGGUCUGUCCUACCAGAGCGUCCCCAGGCCUUCACUGCAGCAGGCACACUGUGGCCGCUGUGGAUCCCGGCGGAGAACAAGUCACAGGUUCACCAAGCCUCCUCCAAGACGCAGGCUCUCCUGAGGCACUGCCAGGACAGCAGUCCACAGCCACCGUGCCCUCUAGCUCACAGCAGAGAGACCGCAUGUUUGGAUCUCUGCUGCCCAAACUGUCACCCAUAAAACAGGCAUCACUUGCUUGCGCUCCAGUUUGAGAUCCCGGAUGUGAACAGCUACCGUGGGAUGGGCACGCUGGGCACGGAAACACCAAGGGAGGUGGCAGCCGCAGCACCCGUGACUCCGUAGCGGUGCCUGGUGCAAAGCAGAUGCUCAGGAACGUUAGCCGCUGCCACCCCGGGCAACAGUAGACUCUGGAGGCCAGGGGAAGGGGGCACGGACCGUGUUGGCUUCAGUCUCCUGGAGCUGGACAGUUUGAGGGGGGCCCAGAUGUAGACCCUUGCUUGCCUUGGGGAUGUGUCAUCAAGUCUACAGAGCUCUGGGGACAAGGUCUCUUGCAGCAAACCUUGGCCUGGGCAGGAGGAGCUUCAAGGUCACAGCAGAGGAAAGCCAGGUGGCUCCCACCCCAUGCCCUUCUUUUGGCUCAGCCUCUACUGCUGCCCGCCUGGGUGCCACCUUGGUACCCUCUCAAAGGAUGAGGGGGCUUCGCUGAAACGGUUAAGAGCUCGUGUUGUGCUUCUUUUUCUUUCUUUAUGUCCCUAGAGACCCUGCUCACCUUUCUGUGCCUACCCUCCCCACAGGCUCCCCGCUCCUUCCCCACAAGCUUCCUUAAAGGUCCCUUGUGGCCAGUCACAUUUUGGGUGGCCCAUAGAGGCCUCACCCUGCCUGGAGGAUUCUCACCCCACAGAGUGGGCCCUAUACAGGAUAAGGCCGGUUCCAGCAAGAUGUUCUCAGGAAAGCAGGUCCUGGGGGACAAAAGGACACCCCUCUUUGAGGGCACAACGCAGGGGCAGCUCUAGAACCUUCCAUUCUAGAAUCUGCCCCUGCUUUCCCAGAGUCUGCCCUGCCCCCCACCAGUCCACACCUGUGUUACUUCCCACCCAUAGCUCUCAGCCCUGCUCAAUGCCCCCAUCCCAUCAGCCUCCUCCAGCCCCGUCUCACUCUAGCCCUUCUGACACAAGUCAGGCCUCAGCCCUGCUCCUCCACCCCAACUCCCUGCACUGAGCUGGCGCACCCCGUCCCCUUCCACGACACCCUGCCCUCCAUGAAGGGCAGUGCCAGGCGAAAGCUGGGGCAGCAAAACUUCAUGGAGCAGGUGCGCGAGUGCAGGAACAAGGGCUGCCCGCUCUCUCCCAGGAAGAUCAGCUCUGGGACCUUCUCCAAAGUCGACCUGGCCUCCGCCUCACGUGAGCGCACGCAGCACAACGCCAAGCUGGCCUCUGACCUGCGGGCCAAGCGCCGCGCCAUGGUGGCUAUCAAGAUCAUCUCCACUGCUGAGGCCCCUGUGGAGUUCUCCCAAAAGUUCCUGCCUCGUGAGAUAUCAUCACUCAACGCUACCUAUGAGCACCUGAAUGUGGUGCAGCUCUACGAGACCUACCAGGGCUGCCGGUGCUCCUACUUGGUGCUGGAGCUGGCAGCCCGCGGCGACCUGCUGCAACACAUCGACUGGGUGUCCGAACAGCGCUGCAGCCCGGGGCUGGGCGAGCAGGGGGCCCGCGGCCUGUGCUGGCAGCUCGUCAGCGCCGUGGCCCACUGCCGCGGCUCCGGCAUCGCGCUUCGGGACCUCAAGUGUGAGAAUAUCCUGCUGGGUGACCGAGGCCUCCUAAAGCUGACCGACUUUGGCUUCGCCAGCCAACCGGGCUUCAACAGCUCGCUGCUGAGCACCUUCUGCGGCUCCGUGGCCUACACAGCCCCGGAGUUCCUCCUGAGCAAGAAGUACAACAGGGAGCAGGCCGACCUGUGGAGCCUCGGCAUCAUCCUGUAUGCCAUGGUGACCGGGAAGCUGCCCUUCAAGGAGCGCCAGCCCCACCACAUGCUGCACCAGAUGCGCCGUGGCCCCACCCUCAGGCCGGGCAUGUCCCCAGAAUACCAGGACCUGAUCCGGGGCCUGCUACAGCUGCGCCCGUGUGCACGCCUGGGCCUGCAGCAGGUGGCCACGCACUGCUGGAUGCUGCCCGUCACACGUAUGCCCUUCGGCACCAUGCUCAGGAUGCCGCCAGGGAAGCCGGCUAAGCUUGAGCACACAGAGCCUGGCAGAGACUCGGAGCCUCCGGAGCCUCUGAGGCAGUGCCCCCAGCAGAGGGGACCUCACCUCGAAAGCGCUUUUAGGCAACCGCCUGAGCCCCCUGAGCCCACAGAGGCCGGCUCAAGAGGAGGCACAGGCUCUGCCCAGCUGGGGCUCUGGAGCAUGAGGCCAGGCAGCCUGGGGGUGGGUGCCUCCAGGUAGCUACCAUGGCUGAGCUCCCCACCUGCCAUCAGGACCAUGCCUGGGCACUACCUGGUCAACUGAGCACGGGUGGGCACAGGCGAGGCCAGAUAAAGCUUUUAUUUUGUGGA